Molecule: messenger RNA, 994 nt
Organism: Gloeophyllum trabeum ATCC 11539
Lineage: Eukaryota; Fungi; Basidiomycota; Agaricomycetes; Gloeophyllales; Gloeophyllaceae
Exons: 3
Coding region: 41-994 (317 amino acids)
Molecular function (GO): protein binding
Source: RefSeq, a predicted model, not a curated record
CCACCCCACCCCUUCAUUCCACCCACCCAUCGCAUCCGCAAUGGCGACACGCAACGGCGACUCGAUGCCCGAGAAGAUCAGGCGGCACGACUCGUACUACAUCAUGACCGGCGAUAUCGUGUUCUUGGUCGAGCACCAUCUCUUCCGAGUUCACAGAUAUUUCUUCGAGCGCGAAUCCCCUGUCUUCCGAGAGAAGCUCGCGCUCGCGACGCCGCCCGGCCAGUCGCCGCGUGGGACGUCCGACGCGAACCCCUUUCCCAUCGAGGAUGCAACGAGCGUCGACUUUUCCCGCUUUCUUUGGGUCUUCUACAACCCCCUGUACUCGCUGUACAACGCCUCCAUCGAAGAAUGGACCUCCAUCCUCAAGCUCGCCUACCUCUGGCGCUUCGCCGAGGUCAAGAAGCUCGCCGUGCGUGAGCUCGAGAAGCAGUACAUCGCGCCCGUGCCCAAGAUCGCACUUUACAACCGCUACGACGUCGACCGUAAUCUCCUCCUCCCGUCCUACUCUGUCCUCACCACGCGCGACGAGCCCAUAUCGAUGGCGGAGGGCAUGGACUUGGGCCUCGAGACGUCGCUGCUGCUCGCGCGGGCUCGUGAACUGGCCAGAGGCAAGGAGGGCCGCCGCGCGAGCUCACCGGUGACGAUCGAGGACUCGGAGGUGCAAGGGCUGCUUACGGACGUGUUCGCGCUCAAGGACGUGCCCUUCCGCCCGACGUCGCCCGCCGCCGUGCGCGUCGACACCUCCGCCAUCUCUGCCUCUAACACUACCGCUGAGACCCCAACCGGCACUAACGCGCCCGCGACCCCCGCGAACGGCCUCGCUGCGAAGCUCUUCGGUGCGGGUGCCCCGCAGAGCCAGUACAACUCGAAUCCGGCCUCGAGCCUGUCCCCCGGUGCGGGUGCGGGCUGGGGGUUCUCCGCGGGGCAGAACCCCAAGUCGCCCACGAGCACAACGACGACACCAGGUGCGAGGGUAUUCUUUCCCACGGUAUAA